Molecule: messenger RNA, 490 nt
Organism: Ceutorhynchus assimilis (cabbage seed weevil)
Lineage: Eukaryota; Metazoa; Arthropoda; Insecta; Coleoptera; Curculionidae
Source: the annotation of a GenBank genome assembly
GAAAAACACAACAAAUUGGAAUAUAUUAAUUUUUUUCAUUAUGCUUAUGAAAAUUUUGUUUUGCGUCGUUUCAUUGGUCGCUGUAAUAGAUGGGAGGGAGAUAAAAUGUUACUUUUGCAUUGACGACAAUACUCUCGCCAGUAAACAUGACCACGUUGGCAACUGCAAAGGUAUAGCUUGGUCAGUCAUAAGUGAUUGCAAAUAUGGCUGUGUCACUUAUCAGGCUAAAAUUAAAGAAUUUUUUGAUGCAGGAGUAGAUAAUCAUUUUGCAAGGUGGAGAAGAGGUUGCGCUGUUGAAGGAGGGUGUGCCAAAAUUGAAGCGAACUUACAUGAACGUUGGAAGGAUGAUAUUCUAGAAUAUGAUUGUCAAGAGUGUGAUAAGGACUAUUGCAAUAAUAGAGCUAAUCAUCCAGGAUAUAAUUUCAAAGGUCGUCUCGGUUUACAUUACACCUGGGAGCGGGAAUCGAAGUAAUAUUUAUUCAUUCGAAUA